Messenger RNA from Melanotaenia boesemani (Boeseman's rainbowfish), 2872 nucleotides. RefSeq lists its product as uncharacterized. NCBI's taxonomy places the organism in Eukaryota, Metazoa, Chordata, Actinopteri, Atheriniformes, Melanotaeniidae. The record is from RefSeq and is a predicted model, not a curated record. Bases 726 to 1904 code for a protein of 392 amino acids. The transcript has 11 exons.
GUAACAGUUAUGGGCUGUCGGAUUUAAAACAAGUCGCGAGGUUUUUCUUUGAAUGCCGUAGUUAGCUAGGGAAGGUGCAGUGUAUGUGUUGUCAUUUAAAGUUUACUUUGUUACAGACAGCGUAUAAUAAUUUGACAUACAUUAGAAAAUACGUUGGAGGCGACAUAUUGCGGCUCUGUCAAAUAAAACAGAAACAUUAUGGCCGUUGGGAGAAAAAGUCGCCCAACUACUUUUUAAACGGUUGCUAUCUUGUUGUUAGCUGGGGUUAACGGAACGCCAACACAAGCCCUUUACAUUCGCUGUAUGUUGAUGUUUGUUGGUCGACAUUCAUCUAUGCCUCAGUCAGGGAAUCUCUGUUCUGCUGAGUAGCUGUGAGAAGGGGAAAUUGAGAUUUUCAUGAUACCCCGACGGAUAUGUUUAUCUGCUGAUAAUGUAUCAUUCAGGCAGCUAUCUCUGGUGUUUGCUACAUCAGCUUUUGUGACAGAUAGGUGUCAUCAAAUCGUGCAAACGGAUGUAAUUUAAUCUUCUUCUGUGUCAGAAAUUGUAACUCAUCUGUUACCUCACGGACCAGCCACAAAACACGGCUUAAAUUACUACCAUCCUUUUUCAUGUAACGUUCUUGUCAGGCCACACUGUAUUGUAUAAUGAGGCUUUAACAAGGAUUAUUAUUUUUAAAUGGAUGUCUAAAGCUGAUCGAUUAUGCAUUUGGCAAGUUUAUUUGUCGUAUGGCUUUCAAGUUGAGCUCAGACAUGAACUGGGACAAUCAGCUGAGCUCCGUCCUGUUAGUAGCAGAUGGCAGCGUUGCCAAGAUGAGGGAAAGACUGACCCCACGCGGGAAAUUUCCCAAAGAAGGAGUAGUAAGGGACAGUGUUUUUAAUUCAGAUUUGAACCCUCCCGCUCCUCCCCAUUGGGACCUCCAUCACCACCAACCUUCCCCAUCUCUCAGCACUGGUGUGCAGUGGGCAGACCUGGCUGCUAUCCAGUCUCAGCUUCAGAUACAGAAGCAGGCGAUUGAGUCCCUCACACAGAAGCUUCAUGACAUGGAAAAGGAGAAAGAAUCUCAACAUUGUCACAUUCGGAACUUACAAGAUGAGGUUCACAGGCUGCGUGAGGAGCUGAUUGAAAGGGAAAGAGGGCAGGAGGACCUGAUUAGGAGGCAAAGUCCAGGAGUUGAGCAAAGGAUGGAACAGUGGAGGAGAGAAGUUGGACGUGAGCUCAGCAGUCUCAGAGGACACAUAACCCGAGCCACAUCACUAGGCGAUCUGGAGGAAAGUUUUAGCUCAAAGCUGCGUCGAGAGGAGCUGGAACUCCUGCGGAGAGAGUUGGAUCAGCUGAAAACUCAACUAAGGAGACAGGAGGAGGACAUGUUCCUCCAGCAGGCAGAAUCCAGGGAGACCAGACGGCAGUAUGAACGUAGCUGCAAGACAUUGGAGGAACUGACUGACAGAUACAGAACUCACAGCACUGAUCUGAUAAAGACCAUCUCCCAGUAUUCCCACACUCAGCAAGAAGUCCGUCAGAUCAGGACAACGGUGUCGGAACUGAAAGAGGAAGUGAGGAGUCUCAUUCUAGGACGACAUGAGCCAGCACCAUUGCCAACUGUACACACAUCUGGGGCCUCACCACUACCAGCCCCUCACAGCCAAACCAGAGGUGACAGGGCUGACUCUGACUCAGAAGACUUCAGCCCGACCCCGAGCCUCGCUGAGAUCAGCUCAGAUGAUCUCUCAUGGGUGGAUGACGGAGAUCCUGGUCUCCAUGAGGCACAACGAGCACGUCCGAGGGUUCGGUCCACACCGAGUGAUUCUGCCGGUCCAGGAUCAGAUCUUGAGGAUGAUGGUGAUGAUCUUCUUGAUGAUGUCAACUCAGAGUUGGGAUCAGACACAAGUCUUAAUGACCUCUGACCAUUUUAUACAGCAAAGUUCUUACAGAACAUGAGGACUCAGAGACUUUUUCUUUUGUGACUCUGAAAAGCUCUACAAUAAAGUCAUACAUUUCAUUUGAUUAGCAUGUGACUUGUAGCUCAGUUGUGACCACCAAAGCUUUAAAAAAAAUCAAAACAAAACAAAAGAAGGAAAGAAAACAAACAGCUUACUUCCUUUGUGGUCUCAUAAGAAGGGCAAAGAAAACAAAAGAUGGCAAACAGCUGAUUUGGAAUAGCAGCUGAGGUAGAGGCAAUUUGUUUUUGGUCGGUUAUUUGUCCCUUUUAAUAAUAUAAUACCAAUUGGUGCUGUAUUAUACAUUGUUGGAAAACCUGAUUAGUCACCUUUAUGAGGCAUCGCAAGUAUUGUGUUUCUUUGAAAAAAGCUACACAGCUACACAUGUGGGUGACCUCCUUACUUUCCUGCUAAGUUUUACAUGUUAGUAUAUCAUUCAAUUCAGAGUUACUGCUUUAGUACACCUUGUAGGGUGUGAUAUUACCAAACAGUUGACAGCUUUUGUGAGAGUACUAGAAACCUUUAACUCUGGUCGGAUCACAGCGUUUUGGAUUAUUCACUUCUUAAACAAGACAUAACUCAUUCCUGUGUGGUUGCAACACAGUUUGUUAAAGUACGUGAUAUCUGUUGCAGUUUGGGACGAUGAGUUCACAGAUUUUCUUUAAAAAAAUUCAUGAACUGUCUCCACAUGCACAAAGCCAUUGGGUGCUGGGAACAAACAGUGAAGGAGAGCAGCUGUUUAAAGAGUUCUUUGUAUGAGCUCUUAAUUCACCUCUUUCAUAACGUUAAGGCUUUGUGUUCGUGAAGAACUGUUUUGAAAGGUGUAUUAUGUGUCAAUGUAAGUAAUCCAAAGCAUAUAUAAUAUUGUAAUUGUUCACUGCACCCUCUACUCAUAUGUUACAUGCUACUGACAAUAAAUGAUGGUUCCUACUAGA